GUUUCCUAUAUCAGAGCCGGUGUACGCAAACCGAAGUUGGCAAGCUCAGAAGCUCAUUCUCUCUGCCUUUCACUCACUCUCGUCUGCUCAUUCUUCAAGAUGCGGUUCAGGUCUACUCUUUUGGCCCUUGGGUCUGUUGCUCAGCUGGCCUUGACCUCUGAGGCUGCUCAAAACAACACGGGAUCUGCCCUCAGUCUUGAGUAUGACUUCAUCAUUGUCGGUGGUGGAACAACCGGCCUUAUCCUAGCGGACCGUCUUAGCGAGUCUGGUGAUCAACGAGUGCUAGUCUUAGAAGCUGGGCCUGACCCCAAUGUUGUGGCUAUGCACGAGGCACCCGGUGCUGUUGAGUACAUCUCGGGUACUGCGAUUGAUUGGAACUUUUACACUGAACCGCAGGAAUAUCUUGGCGGACGUAAAUUUGCCUAUCACCGUGGUCGUGGUCUUGGUGGCAGCAGUAUCCUCAACGGCUUAUACUAUGGCCGCGGUUCAGCUAAUGUCUAUGACCACUGGGUUGAACUUGGAAACCCCGGCUGGGGCUGGGAAGAGGUUUACCCUGAGUUCAUCAAGGCUACCCAUUUCAACCCGCCAAACAACGGAACUGGAUACAACCAACGCUACCAGACCUGGGAUCCGACGGCCUACUCCGACGGCCCCUUGGAGAUUGGUUUCCAGGGUUUUGUUCCUCCUUCUAGUGUUGCAUUCAUCGAGGCUUGCGAAGCCGUCAACAUUCCCAUUGUCCAGGACUUGAACACUGGCAGGAAUGUGGGCGUCAAACAGGGCUCUGCUACCAUCAACUCCAAGUAUCGACGCAGCUCGGCAUAUGACUACUACAAGGCCAUCAUCAACCGCCCAAACUUGCUGAUCCUCCACAACUCACCCGUACAGCAAAUUACGUUCACAAGAAAUGCCACCGGCACACCGGCAGCAAGCGGCGUCAUCUUUAUCGACCACUCUCUUGGACGUUAUCGCACCAUCUCAGCUUCUAAGGAAGUUAUCGUGACGCUGGGUACUUUCCAAUCUCCUCAAAUUCUGAUGGUUUCGGUAAGCAAUCUCUUCUACAUGUGGCUCUUCUCAUUGGACUUUUCAUUAAUGUGGAUGCAGGGAAUUGGGCCGAAAGACAUAUUGGAGGCUUUUGACAUCGAGCCGGUGGUAAUCAACGAGAACGUUGGACAACACAUGAUGGAUCACAACGUUUACAGCAUCUCGGCAACCGUGAUCCCCGAAGCCUCAACUCACUACCUCAUGUUCAACACCACCAACGUUGAAGCGUCGCAAGAUGAGUACUACUCCACUGGCAAGGGUGUCUACACGGCCCCUGGAGGCAUCACCAACGGCUUCCAGGAGUUGUCCAGCGAGCAGCUCGGAUCAAUCGGCGCCGGUGCAGUCGUUGAGGCCGGUCUCACCAACCGCUCGACGGUGGAGUUCCUCUUUGAGUCUUUCUUCUACCCUAAUAGCCCAGGCCCGACGUACGAACCUUCUGCGGACGGAUCGUACAUUUCCAUUACGGUGUCCAGUAUGGUGGCGUUGUCUAAGGGUAACAUUACUAUUCAGUCAAGUGGAAUGUCGGAUGCCCCUAUCAUUAACCCCAACUACUACUCUCAUCCCGCCGAUCGCGCCAUUGCCGUGAAUGCUUUCCGCGAUGCGAGGAAGAUUCUAGCCCAUGCGGCCUUUGCCAACCUGACUGUCGGGCCAGACCACGGCGAAGUGGCGCCGGGGGUUGCAAAUAUCGCCUCUGACGACGACGACGCCAUCUUUGAGUACGUCAAGGCGACUACCGUCCCCAACUGGCACGCUAGCGGCACGAACCGCAUGCUGCCCUUGGAGGACGGCGGCGUCGUCGACCCGCGUCUGCGCGUCUACGGCGUCCAGGGUCUGCGGGUUGUUGACAGCAGCAUCAUGCCCACUGUCCCGGACGUUAACAUCGCGGGGCCGGUAUACAUGAUUGGCGAAAACGGGGCGAGACUGAUCAGGGAGGAUUGGGGCUUUUAA
Colletotrichum orchidophilum is the source of this 1989-nucleotide messenger RNA. RefSeq lists its product as uncharacterized. The annotation marks the transcript as partial. Lineage: Eukaryota; Fungi; Ascomycota; Sordariomycetes; Glomerellales; Glomerellaceae. Gene Ontology annotation, biological process: secondary metabolite biosynthetic process. Gene Ontology annotation, molecular function: flavin adenine dinucleotide binding; oxidoreductase activity, acting on CH-OH group of donors. The transcript is spliced from 7 exons. The record is from RefSeq and is a predicted model, not a curated record.